CUCAGUAUAGCGCGCUCCGUCUGUCACCAUGCCGGCCCUGAGAGUGAGCAUCAUCGGAUCCGGGAACUGGGGUUCUGCUAUUGCAAAAAUCAUUGGCUGCAAUGUUCAGGGAUCAAACCGAUUCCAGCCGGUGGUUAAUAUGUGGGUAUUUGAGGAGGUAAUCGAAGGCCGGAAACUAACAGAGAUAAUCAACCAGGACCACGAGAAUGUCAAGUAUCUUCCUGGCCACAAGCUGCCACGGAAUGUGGUUGCCAUUCCAGAUUUGGUUAAAGCCACAGAAGGAGCAGAUAUUCUGGUGUUUGUUAUUCCCCAUCAAUUCAUUCACAGAAUCUGUGAUCAGCUGGCCGGACACCUCAAGUCAGGAGUUUAUGGGAUUUCUCUGAUCAAGGGUGUAGAUGAGGGGCCUGAUGGUUUGAAGUUGAUCUCAGACAUAAUCCGAGAGAAGCUCGGAAUCGAGAUCAGCGUCCUGAUGGGCGCGAACAUUGCUAGUGAAGUGGCGGACGAGAAGUUCUGCGAGACAACAAUUGGAUGUAAAAACCCACGUCACGGGCAAAUUUUCAAAGAAAUAUUCCAAACGCCUAAUUUCCGGGUCACGGUGGUGGAUGACUGCGAUACAGUGGAAAUCUGUGGGGCUCUGAAGAAUAUCGUUGCCGUAGGGGCUGGUUUCUGCGAUGGUCUGGAUUUUGGAGAUAACACCAAGGCUGCGGUGAUUCGACUCGGGCUCAUGGAAAUGGUGGCUUUUGCAAAGCUCUUUUGCAAGGGAUCUGUUUCAACCAACACUUUCCUGGAGAGCUGUGGUGUAGCUGACCUCAUCACCACCUGCUACGGAGGGCGCAACCGGAAAGUGGCAGAAGCAUUUGCCAAGACUGGGAAAUCUAUAGAAGAGCUGGAGAAGGAGAUGCUGAAUGGGCAGAAGUUGCAGGGCCCCCAGGCGUCGGCCGAGGUUUACAAAAUCCUGAAACAGAAGGAUCUGGUUGACAAGUUUCCCCUCUUUGUGGCCGUCUAUAAGAUUUGUUAUGAGCGCUCUCCAAUCCAGGCAUUCAUCUCCUGCCUACAGAAUCAUCCAGAACAUUACUAGCGCUAAGGAUUCUGGGUGACUUCAGCCAUGGCGCUCUCUCUUCAACACACAUUUUAAUAUGAUUUAAUUCUAGAUUUGCCAGCUUUCGGUUUCGAGAACAGCCGUAGAUUUUAGCGUUUGGUUUAGGAUAUAACCAUAUUGCCAUUCAGGGAAGUAUUUAAAUAGCUCUGCGAAGCGGUCGCUGAGCUCCCCCUUCACGAUAAUUAAUAUUAUAUGGACAAUGCUGAAUACGCGUUAUUAGUGAUGAGCUUGGAGGGUUAAUCAAUGCUGAAUACGCACAAGUUAUUGGUGAGGAGCUUAGAGGGUUAAUCAAUGCUGAAUCCACACAAGUUAUUGGUGAGGAGCUUAGAGGGUUAAUCAAUGCUGAAUCCACACAAGUUAUUGGUGAGGAGCUUAGAGGGUUAAUCAAUGCUGAAUACGCACAAGUUAUUGGUGAGGAGCUUAGAGGGUUGAUCAAUGCUGAAUACGCAAAAGUUAUUGGUGAGGAGCUUAGACGGUUAAUCAAUGCUGAAUACGCACAAGUUAUUGGUGAGGAGCUUAGAGGGUUAAUCAAUGCUGAAUCCACACAAGUUAUUGGUGAGGAGCUUAGAGGGUUGAUCAAUGCUGAAUACGCAAAAGUUAUUGGUGAGGAGCUUAGACGGUUAAUCAAUGCUGAAUACGCAAAAGUUAUUGGUGAGGAGCUUAGACGGUUAAUCAAUGCUGAAUACGCAAAAGUUAUUGGUGAGGAGCUUAGAGGGUUAAUCAAUGCUGAAUACGCAAAAGUUAUUGGUGAGGAGCUUAGACAGUUAAUCAAUGCUGAAUACGCACAAGUUAUUGGUGAGGAGCUUAGAGGGUUAAUCAAUGCUGAAUACGCACAAGUUAUUGGUGAGGAGCUUAGACGGUUAAUCAAUGUUGUAUUUUAUACGCUGGCAUACGCACAUGAUACAUUCUGCAUUCAAUGUGGGGAACUGAACUCAUGAUGUAAAACUGGUGUCUUGGUAAAGCAGGUGCUCUGUAACAGUGAUCUUGGCAUAGUAAGCUCACUGAUCAGACGGUAGAUACAGAGAAUGUGGGAGAUCAGACGGCAGCCACCAUCUUAGUUUUAAAGAUAGUAGAGUUGGCGGACGUGGCGCUAGGAAAAA
Pelobates fuscus (common spadefoot toad) is the source of this 2199-nucleotide messenger RNA. Its product is annotated as glycerol-3-phosphate dehydrogenase 1-like protein. The transcript is spliced from 8 exons. Gene Ontology annotation, biological process: glycerol-3-phosphate catabolic process; carbohydrate metabolic process. The record is from RefSeq and is a predicted model, not a curated record. Gene Ontology annotation, cellular component: glycerol-3-phosphate dehydrogenase (FAD) complex; cytosol. Gene Ontology annotation, molecular function: glycerol-3-phosphate dehydrogenase [NAD(P)+] activity; NAD binding; protein homodimerization activity. NCBI's taxonomy places the organism in Eukaryota, Metazoa, Chordata, Amphibia, Anura, Pelobatidae. The coding region runs from base 29 to 1078 and encodes 349 amino acids.